Molecule: messenger RNA, 877 nt
Organism: Drosophila ficusphila
Lineage: Eukaryota; Metazoa; Arthropoda; Insecta; Diptera; Drosophilidae
Product: probable deoxycytidylate deaminase
Exons: 3
Coding region: 111-725 (204 amino acids)
Biological process (GO): dTMP biosynthetic process; dUMP biosynthetic process
Cellular component (GO): cytoplasm
Molecular function (GO): dCMP deaminase activity; zinc ion binding
Source: RefSeq, a predicted model, not a curated record
UUCGCUGGUUCGCGCGGCGAGUGUUUAUUGUUUGUUUUGCCGUGGUCGCUUUUUGUCUACGUUGGAGUUUGAAAAAUAUUGUUUUUGCUUUCGUGUUUUUUGUCAGUAAAAUGUCCGAAGAAAUAUCUGCUCAAAGCACAAGUGGCCCAAAGACUGAAUCGCCGAAAAACCACAAGAGAAAAGACUAUUUGCACUGGGAUGACUACUUCAUGGCCACUUCCUUGCUGUCAGCAAAACGCAGCAAGGAUCCUGUGACCCAAGUGGGUGCCUGCAUAGUUGACUCGCAUAAUCGGAUAGUGGCCAUUGGCUAUAACGGAUUUCCUCGCAACUGCAGCGAUGACGAGUUUCCUUGGUCAAAAUCCAAAAAGAAGUCCGUGGACUACGAUCCGCUGGAGGACAAGAAGAUGUACGUGGUGCAUGCGGAGGCCAAUGCGAUCCUCAAUGGCAACGGCAUGACUUUGGCUGGAACCCGUCUUUAUACGACUCUUUUUCCCUGCAACGAAUGCGCCAAACUUAUUAUACAGGUGGGCAUUGCUCAGGUGCUCUUCUUGUCCGACAAGUAUGCAGAUAAACCCACAUAUAGAGCUUCAAAACGAAUGUUGGAUGCAGUGGGCGUGGCCUACAAACGCCACGUCCCCCGACAGAAAAGUAUCGUAAUUGAUUUUGACAACGUUAUAGAAGAGGAUCCGAACGCAUCGCUGGGCCUAAAUGAACUUCACUUGUGAUGACGAAUUGAUGUACUGUUUUUAAAUUAUUUGUUAGUAUGAUUGUGACAUGUUUUUAAAGAACAUUUAUUUUCUUUCAUUUAGACAAAUUGUAAAAAUGAUUAAAUUAAAAAAAAAGGAAAUGACUUACACAAUAAAACAAUUUUAACUCA